Molecule: messenger RNA, 653 nt
Organism: Erigeron canadensis
Lineage: Eukaryota; Viridiplantae; Streptophyta; Magnoliopsida; Asterales; Asteraceae
Product: mitochondrial import receptor subunit TOM9-2
Exons: 2
Coding region: 79-369 (96 amino acids)
Source: RefSeq, a predicted model, not a curated record
UAAAAUAUACCAGUAUCUUCUUACAAGGAUAAAAAAAAAAACUUAAUACUAUCAAAAAGGAGAAAAAACCCUAAAACAAUGGCGGCGAGGAAAUCAAAAAAGAACCAAGGAGUCCUAUCAAGGGUAUCAUCAACAAUCUCUGAAUCACCAAUCAUAUACAAAGGCAAACAAGCUGCUUCUGAUGCAGGUUUCGUCGCUAACAAGCUUCUAAGGAGCACAGGAAAGGCGGCGUGGAUCGCAGGAACCACUUUCUUGGUUCUGAUUGUCCCGUUGAUCAUCCAGAUGGACCGUGAGGCCCAGUACAAUGAGCUUGAGCUACAACAGGCUAGUUUGCUCGGCACUCCUCCUGCUGGUCUGCCUCAAAAAUGAUCCCCUUUUUAUUUUAAUAAAGGUACCCGCCCAACCAAGCAUAAGUUCAGCUGACACAACUAAAAGUCAGCUUGUUCAUCAUGAAAUAGAGAGGAUCACUUGGUAGGAAUGUUUCGUUUAUAUUAUGGAUUUAUUGUUUUGAAAAGAUGUUUUGUUGGAUUCUUUUUUUUUUCUUUCCCUCUUUCUAUGUCAUAUUAGUAUCAGUUCAAGAAUCGAGUGUAAUACAUGAGAUGAUUAUUCUAAAAUGGGUACAUGCUCACAGCAAUCAUAUAUUUUAGAACUUA